Molecule: messenger RNA, 2463 nt
Organism: Schistosoma rodhaini
Lineage: Eukaryota; Metazoa; Platyhelminthes; Trematoda; Strigeidida; Schistosomatidae
Source: the annotation of a GenBank genome assembly
AUGAAUUACUUUACCUUGAAUAAAUUUGCAUGGAUCUAUCCAUCAUUUAACACUAAAAUUAACAGCACGGAUUCAAUGGACAGUGACAUAUCCACGAUAUCGCGAUUGGACAAAAAUCUGGUCCACAAAAUAUGUUCUGGUCAGGUCGUAGUAACUCUAGCUUCUGCUGUAAAAGAGCUCUUGGAAAAUAGUAUUGACGCAAAGUCUUCUAAAAUAGAAAUUCGAUUAAGGGGCCAUGGCAGUGAGUCCAUCGAAGUGAUUGAUAACGGUGUUGGAAUCAGAGAAGAAGAUUUUGAGGGUCUCACUGGGAAAUAUUGCACUUCAAAGCUAAGUACCUUUGAUGAUUUGAGUUGUGUUGAAACCUUCGGCUUUCGUGGGGAAGCUCUUUCUUCUCUUUGCCAUUUAGCAAAAGUUACCAUACAUACCUGUGCAUUAAAUGCUAAAAUUGGCACAAAACUUGAGUUUGACUCUUCUGGACAAAUAACAGAUCGUCGAAGUUUAGCAAGAUCUCAGGGUACUACUGUGUGCGUUAAUCAACUAUUUUAUGAUCUACCUGUUCGUCGGCGUCAUUUAACUGACCCAAAUAGAUUACCAAAAGAAUUCGCCAAAGUUAUCAGCUUGUUAACAGCUUAUUGUCUUGUUUCCAUUGGUGUACAAAUUUCGUGCAGUCGUAUCGGAAAGAAAGGCGAGUUGAUUAAUGUAAUUUCAAAUGGACCUUCUAUAUCACUUAAAGAUAAUAUUUCUGCCGUAUUUGGUCAUGCACAGUUGGAUAAUCUUGUUGAAUUGGAACAAAUUGAUACUAUCCCAGAAGAUAUUUGUGAUGAGUUCAAUAUAAAAUCCUUAUCUAUUGAACAUUCUAUCAAAAUAUCUGGAUACGUAAGUAAACCUCCUGAUCCUUCUACAAAUACAUCAUCACUGAUUGGUAAUUCAUCUCCAUCUCCAUUACUAGCUAACAAACGUCGAACAUCUAUUGGCUAUUCUUCAUCAGAACGUCAAUUUAUUUAUAUUAAUGGCCGACCAUGUGACUUGCCAAAAAUUACACGUUUAGCUACUGAUUUAUGGCGACGUUGUUCCAAAGAAGCCUAUUCAUCUAUAACUAGUGGGAUAAGUUUACCUAAUCGAAGUACCACUAGUACAUUUCCAGUCCUUAUACUCCUAUUUACAAUGCCUACACAAUCUGUCGAUAUAAAUUUAACUCCGGACAAACGAACUUUAUUAUUACAUCAUGAAAAUUAUGUAAUGGCUUUAACAAAAGCUGUACUAGUUAAGACUUUAUUUAAUUCAUCAGGUAUGGAUAUUAGUAGUUUAUCACAAACGAAAAUUGAUUUUGAUCAAUCACAAAUUGUUACUGAUUGUGAUCAAUUGAAUGAUGAAUCACAAAUAAACUGUGUUUCAACUCCAAUUCAUAAACGUCAUUCACCUCCUGUACCAGAUAUCAGUUGUGUAUCACCCAAAAGAGCUCAUUAUUCUUAUGAUCAAACACCAUCAUUACAGUUUGAAAUAGUUGAUUUAAAAAGACUGGAAAAUUCAACACAUCAGUCGAACAAUGUACAAGAAAUUUCUUGUGAAAAUUCUAAACCAUCCAAUCUGAAGGUGGAUCAAUUAGAAGAAUCUCGUUCAGAAUAUGAAAUGGUGGAAGAUCAAUUAUUCUUUAGUGAUAAUAAUUUGCAAUCUAUCGAAGUGAAUUUUUCCAUGGAAUAUUUACGUAAUCAAUGGAAACAGAUUUUAUAUUCAAUACCAAUAUCAAAUAAUGAUAAUAAUCAUUACAAUAUAUCAAAUACUACUGAUAUUGAUGAUAAUCAUAUUGAAGAGAAGAUCAUAUUUGGUAAAUUUACAUCUAUGGAAAAUCAAGAAGCUGAAUAUGAAUUAACUACAUAUUUCAAGAAAGAAACUUUCAACAGUUUAAAAGUAAUUGGACAAUUUAAUUUGGGAUUUAUAAUAGCACAACAUAAUCAAGAUUUAUUUAUCAUUGAUCAACAUGCUAGUGAUGAAAAAUAUCGAUUUGAACAAUUAUCAGAAAAUUAUCGAUUUAAAAGUCAACCAUUAGUUGUGCCUCAAAAGUUGAAUUUAACAAUAACAAAUGAACAAGUGUUAAUCAAUAAUUUGGAUGUAUUCGCUAGGAACGGUUUCGCUUUUCGUAUUCACAAUGACGAACCUGCUGGUCAACAAAUAUCUCUUGUUGCUGCACCAAUGCUAGAAAAUAAAUUAUUCAGUUACAGAGAUAUUGAAGAAAUGUUGUUUGUAUUAUCUGAAACAUGUAAUAAGAAAUGUCGACCAUCCCGUUUGAGAGAUAUACUUGCUUCACGAUCAUGUCGUAGUGCUGUUAUGAUUGGAACAGCAUUAGAUCAUAAAAAGAUGAAACGAAUCUUAACAAAUAUGGGCUCCAUGGAUCAUCCAUGGAAUUGCCCACAUGGACGUCCAACGAUGCGACAUUUAUAUCAUUUAAACCCUUUAAAUGAAUAA